Molecule: messenger RNA, 990 nt
Organism: Malassezia restricta
Lineage: Eukaryota; Fungi; Basidiomycota; Malasseziomycetes; Malasseziales; Malasseziaceae
Product: ubiquitin-like 1-activating enzyme E1 A
Exons: 1
Coding region: 1-990 (329 amino acids)
Biological process (GO): protein sumoylation
Cellular component (GO): SUMO activating enzyme complex; cytoplasm
Molecular function (GO): SUMO activating enzyme activity
Source: RefSeq, a predicted model, not a curated record
AUGGAUACCUCAGUAACGGGUGUGACGGAGGAUGAAGCUGCGCUGUACGAUCGGCAGAUUCGGCUAUGGGGUCUUGAAGCACAGAAUCACAUGCGGCAAGCGCAUGUGGCCGUUGUGUCAUUCACUGGUGUCGCUGAGGAGAUCGUGAAGAAUAUCGUCCUAGCGGGCAUCGGGGCACUGACCAUCGUCGAUGCCCAUAACGUCGAGCCGGAGGACCUGUCUGCUUCGCUGUUCUUCCGCCCUGAUGAUAUAGGGACAUCGCGUGUUGCCACAGCGCCACUCCAGCGGAUUCAGCAGCUGAAUCCACACGUACAUAUCCAAGGCGAGUCACACGACGAUGCUCACGACGACUUCUUUCAACGUGUUCGGCCUGACCUUGUGCUUGUCACAUCUGGCACGCGCGAUGAACUCGUACGUUGGAACAGUCUGUGCCGCGCUCAUGACGCGAUGUUCUUUGCCGCCGCGACAUACGGCCAAAGUGGCUAUGUAUUUUGUGAUUUGGUGUCCUUGGACUACGUCCGGGAUAUACCCGUGCCAGGUACCAAAGAAAAGACGCCAGUCAAGUUCCGACAGGCAUUCGUGCCCCUCGCCGAAUCACUCCAAGCGCCAUGGCCGUCUCGACCGAGCCCUGGUCUUGUCGCCACAUGGGGCCUGUGGUCUCUCAAGGGCUCGAAAGAUGUGAACGCCUUCCAAGAGGCUCUCGAACGCGAAGCAGAGGCGCUCAUGCAGGCCAAGGGCGUCAAACCCACAACCGUGUUCCGGCGUACAAAUGCCAAGGCCUUUUAUACCGCAUUUGCUCGCGCGGCAUUCCCGCAUCGCACAGUGUCGUUUGCUCCUACAUGUGCCAUCCUCGGAGGUAUCGUGGCGCAGAGCAUCCUCAAUGCACUGGGCCGCCGCGAGGAGCCUAUUGUCAACUGGUGCAUCCUCGAUGCUUUCCACGGCACAGCUGACAUUCACUCCAUUGGUGCGCCUGAGGCGUCUCGCGACUGA